Molecule: messenger RNA, 2696 nt
Organism: Anopheles arabiensis
Lineage: Eukaryota; Metazoa; Arthropoda; Insecta; Diptera; Culicidae
Product: toll-like receptor 7
Exons: 3
Coding region: 19-1437 (472 amino acids)
Cellular component (GO): plasma membrane
Molecular function (GO): protein binding
Source: RefSeq, a predicted model, not a curated record
CCAUUUGCUGAUCAGUUCAUGCGCACGAUGGCUGGGACGCGGUUCGUUGUACUAACUCAUUGCGUUGCUUCUUUGUUUUUGUUAACUGUAGCAAAUGGAGCUAUAAUACGUCUAAAUUGUGAUACUGUUGAUGACAAGUGUUUGUUAAAGAAUGUCUUCGCGUCCGAGGAUGAUCGCUUCAAAGAAAUUCGCAACGAGAGAUACCAGAGCAUCAUCGAGUUCUUCGACUGUCACAUCCACACUUUACCACCAAUACCCUAUAUUAACAAAGUGAAAGCAAAUGCGAUCAAUCUUGUUCGAAUCGAGGAAAACACCUUCAGCACCAUACAUCGUUUGGACGUUUCCUACAACAGACUGCGUGAAGUUUCAACAAAAGCUUUUGAAUAUCCAGAAGAACUUUUAGAGUUGAAUCUAAAUGGCAAUCCAACACUCAAAGAUUUUGCUUUUCUAUCAAAGCUUACUGGUCUGAGAAGUCUUGAUAUGGCUGACAUGAAGCUGGAGCUGGAACUCUUGGAUAUCAACACAUUUGCUGGCAUGUCGGAGCUAUCUACACUUAAUAUGAGCGAUAAUAGAAUUACCUCGAUACCGGUAGGAAUGUUUUCUCCACUCGUCGGAUUAACUGAUUUAGAUCUAAGCAGAAACUCUAUCACAAAAAUUGCAUCCGGAACGUUUGCAAUCGCUACAACGCACAGCUACCUACGUGAUGGAAUAUACCACCAAGCGCUUAAUUUUGAUCUGUCAACAAACAACAUAAGCAUCAUCGAGAACAACGCCUUUUUGCACGCCUCUAAGGUCAACCUGCGAAACAAUAAGCUAAUCGGAAUCGGCCAGUACGCAUUCGACAAUCAAACAGCCCUAGAGCAUUUGGAUCUUUCCGGUAACGAUCAGCUGAAAAACUUUGACUUCCUACACAACCUUCGUGCCCUGCACUAUCUCGAUAUGUCGCACAUGAAUUUCUCCUUCGACGGUGUUCCACGUAAUAUCUUCGAUGAUCUCGAUUCACUGACAACGCUCGAUCUGUCAAACAAUCGAAUACUCGAAAUUCCAAUCGGAAUCUUUGCCGAGCUACAAUCGCUUAACUUUAUCAACCUGCGACACAAUAGCAUCUCGCACAUCGAGUUCGGUACAUUCUCUAUGCGCAAAUAUGAUCUAAUAGACGAGAUUGAUCUCUCAUACAACAAUAUCAAAGAGUUAAACUUCCUAGUCUUCGUGCCGCUCAAGUACCUCAAGACUCUGCUUUUACAUGGAAAUAAAAUAUCGUAUGUUAAUGCCAAGCAGCUGACUCGCAACAAAAGCCUCUAUAAUUUUGGCAUUCAAAAUAGCAAUGUGCGCUGUUACGACCUAAUAGACCUGCUCGGAUCGCUAAAGCUUGUACUUGAACCAAAUGAAUUUAUUUCACACCUACCAAAUGUAGACGGAAUUAGAUGCCAACCAUAAGCAUGGUAACAAUGUUUCUUCAACUCGAUUGUACAAUAAACAUGGCUUUAAGUGUAAUGUUACAUCAAUCGAACUCAUCAUAAUACAAACAAGCAGGAGGCCAAGGAGAUGUAUAUCUUUCUAUGAUUAUUGUAAAAUGUUAGCUGAAAGUGUGUUUUCGCUUUAGUCAUCGCGAGUAAGAAUACAAAGAGUCGUAGUUUAUCUUUGGAAACAUUUGGAUUUCUUUUCACCUAAAUACCCUUUAAACUGUUAAUUCAUUCAAUGUCAUAUCAUUUUGUUUCAGUAAUCAGUCCAAAAAAUAUAGUACUAACUUUGUAUAAAUAUGUAAGAAUUCCAUCAGAAAUUAUUAUUUCUACAAACUGUUUUUUUUAAUGAUAUACACUCUAGAAAUGCUCGUGAAACCACCUUUAUUUAAAAUAACAGAAUGAUACUUAAUUAUACUUAAAUUUCAAACAUACACCACUCUCCGAAUCCAAAUGAUUUUCCAUCGUACCAAUUUGAUAUCACAUCAAGUCGUCCACAUCUGCAAAUAGCUAACUCAAACAACAUUCAUUAGAUUUGAAUUCUGCGUUCGAAUUACCACUUUGUAGAUGCCUGGUUACGCCAUUUGGACAUUUACAUAAUUCGAUUCACUGUUUCAAAAUCGAUGCAAAUACCCCAUGCGCACCAGAACGGAAAUCGCGACCCAUCGGAUCGAUUCCGCUAGUGUCCCAAAUUGCUAGUGUCCCACUCCACGUUCCGUCGUCGUUCCAUUCGGAAAGGGGUGUUAGUAAAUGGCAAAAAGCUUUACCCAAUAAAGGUAACAGCGAAAAAACUUACACCAGAAACAACCAAAUGCUCUCGAUGGAUCACGAACUAUAUGUAUGGGUGUGACCUUUUUUAUGGUCAGUAUGUGGCGCCAACGGUUCUACUGUAGCUCUUCAUGAAUUUUCUGUCGUUAGUCACCCACGAGUAAGGGUAUUAAAAGUAAAUUCUUCCACUCUGCUGUUCUGUAACAAAAUCAAACUCGUCCCGCGUGGUUCGGUUGAACCGAUCUAGUGCUACAAUCCAUGCACUCAUGCCCAUACAUUGGAGCUCUGGAUCUGUCCUGUAGCAUCUCACCACAAGCAACGGACAAAUGGAAGGAAAAAGGGAAGGUAGCAGCUCUAAAUCCCCCACCACAAAGAGCCUGCGCGGGUGCGAAUUGGCGUGUGAAUAGCUCGCAAGUUGAGCGCGAGUGUUGAAUUUUAAUUAAUUUCCAAAUAAAUUACUUUAAUCGA